Hydra vulgaris (swiftwater hydra) is the source of this 1022-nucleotide messenger RNA. Its product is annotated as testis-expressed protein 47. The record is from RefSeq and is a predicted model, not a curated record. NCBI's taxonomy places the organism in Eukaryota, Metazoa, Cnidaria, Hydrozoa, Anthoathecata, Hydridae.
AAUUUAUACGACUUCAGUUACCGUUAAGCAAACAUAGAUGGCGACUAUCGAGCGUUCUCCAUCAGCAUUAGAUUAUUUAAAUCGUCCAAAUCUUCUCGAGGUUGUACUAGAAAAGUCAAAAGCAUUAAAAAAUGCAAAAGCUAUUAGUUUUUUAUUUUAUGUUGCACGAUUAAAUGAAAGCGAAUUUUCAAUACAAAACUCGAUACUGAUUUAUGAACGAAUUUUAAAAGUAAUUACUGUCACAAAUAAAGGCAUUGAUACCUCGUCAGGGAUUUUUCUUUUUUAUUCGGGAAUUAUUUUACACGUAAUCGAGGCUCCAGAGAUACUUUUAUUUGAAAUUAUUAAUGGAAUUACUAGUGAGAAUUCGAUAAAGAAUUCAAAAGUUGUUCUUUAUUCAAGUAAUGUCCCUUUUAGAUUAUUUCCACAAUUUUCAAGUCAAUUUUUGAAUCUUCCAUUUUUGGAUUUUGAUGAAACAAAGCUUCAAGAGUCUAUAGAAAAACAAAUCAGUGAAGCUUUAGCAAUGAUUGCUACACUUUCAAAAGAAAUAAAUAAAGUUCCCAGGAAACUGUUAAAGUUGUUUUUUGAAGAACUAUCUUCCAAACAUUCUGAUCUUAUUUUACCUAUAACUCUAAUUGAUAAUUUGUUAAAAUCAAAUGACCUUUUUAGUUUGGUCGCAUUUCAAGAAAAACAGCAUUCAUCAGAUAUAAUAGUUUCAGAAAGUGAGCUGGUUUGGCCAAUAACUGCUCUUUAUUUUCCAGCUAUAUAGUUACUGAGAAAAUACAAAUGUGCUAGAAUUGUACUGCAAAAGCACAUAUUAGCACUAAUGCUUAAUUUUUUUAUAAAUCAAAUAAUGCUAGGUACUAGCUAAACCAGCUUACUUUCUAGAAUUUUACUUAAUAAUAUAUCAGUUUAUUAGGUAGUAGAGAAAUGAAGGUGUUGUUUUAUGAUAUGAAAUUAUGAAUUUUUAUUUAUAUUUGACAAUUUUAUAGUUUAUAUGGAUUUUAAAAAGUGCAAAAGUACAA